AAAGCUGUUGCUCUGCGGACACCUAGAUCCCAUACUUUUCACUACUUUAAAUCAUAAAAUCAUUAAAUGAUAGAUCUACCAUAGAGACCAAGUUGGAGUCUAUCUCUAUAUUUGAUUAGUGUGGCUGUGUUACACAACUCAAACUAUGCGGUGUUUCCCUAUAUCUUGUCUUGUUUUUCUUGACUUGGUCAGUGGAAAAAUAACAAGUCAAUCUGCAGUUAUCCGACCAGAAAACGCGUUGGUCUUUGUGGGCGAGCGAUUGGAAGUCAGGUGCAAGUUGUUGUAUGACGUCGUCAGGACACGUGACCUCCAGUUUAAUCUGACCUGUCAGGGCAAUGACCUCACCCACCUCAUCAGCAAGCCGAUGGUUUUAGACAACAUGACGGCAGCUGCAUCCGUCAACAUUUCUGAUGAGCUGGGUACUGUCAAUCAGCUGGUUUGUCACUCAGGCUCAUCGAGACUGGCAUCUACGUUUCUUUAUGUUGAACGACCGCUGCACAACGUCACCAUCACAGAGGCCGUGUACAACUACAUGGACUGUGUUGUUCUCAGGUGGACCCUGGGUAGCAGCUACAAGGACGAGAGGGCGGUCAGUGUGGAGGUGGAAUGGCUACCCCAUGACGUCAUCACUGACCGGUAG
Molecule: messenger RNA, 640 nt
Organism: Physella acuta
Lineage: Eukaryota; Metazoa; Mollusca; Gastropoda; Physidae
Source: RefSeq, a predicted model, not a curated record